AUGAACUCUGCAACGUCGGGCUACAAGAAUGUUGCUUACUUUGUCAAUUGGGCUGUCUAUGGCCGCAACCACCACCCACAGGAUCUUCCAGCUGAAGAGUUGACUCAUGUCCUGUAUGCAUUUGCUGAUGUUCGGGACACGGGUGAGGUCUUUUUGACGGACUCUUGGUCCGACACUGACAAGCACUACGCCGGCGAUUCUUGGAAUGAUGUUGGAACCAACGUCUACGGAUGCGUGAAGCAGUUAUUCCUCCAGAAGAAGCGCAACCGCAAGCUGAAGGUGCUUUUGUCAAUUGGAGGGUGGACUUAUUCAUCUCAUUUCGUGACACCUGCAUCGACUGCGCAGGGACGAGCAAAGUUUGCGAGCAGCGCUGUUGCCCUCUUGGCGAAUCUUGGUUUCGAUGGCCUCGACGUUGAUUGGGAAUACCCAGCAAACGAGUCUCAGGCAAAUGACAUGGUUCUCCUCCUACAGGAGACGCGCCGGGCACUGACAGCCUACUCGAACGAAAAUGCCAACGGCCAGCACCUUCUUCUAACCAUCGCAUCCCCUGCAGGCCCCAAGAACUAUAACAUUAUGAAGCUCGCCCAGAUGGACCAGUACCUUGACUUCUGGAACCUGAUGGCCUAUGACUAUGCCGGAUCGUGGGACAACACCUCCGGACACCUCGCCAACUGGGCACCAUCCAUGAGCAACUCAAACAGCACCCCAUUCAGCACCACCCAAGCUAUCAAUGACUACGUAGCCGCCGGCGUCCCAGCCUCCAAGAUUGUUCUCGGAAUGCCACUGUACGGCCGCUCAUUUGCCAACACCGACGGCCCAGGUAAGCCCUACCAGGGCGUGGGACAGGGCACGUGGGAAACUGGCGUCUACGACUACAAGGUGCUGCCGCAGGCCGGCGCCCAAGUCUACACUGACAGCCAAAUUACUGCCAGUUGGAGCUAUGAUCCUAACUCUAGGAUGAUGAUUAGUUAUGAUACCCCUGAGAUUGUUGCCAAGAAGACGCAGCUUAUCCGUGACAACGGGCUUGGUGGCGGCAUGUGGUGGGAGAGCUCGAGUGAUAAGAAGGGAUCUGAGAGUUUGGUAUCUACGUUUGUCAACAAUAUUGGAGGCAUCGGUGCCCUGGACCAAUCGACCAACUUGCUCAGCUUCCCUACGAGCAAGUAUGAUAACUUGAGGGCGCAGUUCCCCAAUAACUAA
Messenger RNA from Bipolaris sorokiniana ND90Pr, 1197 nucleotides. Its product is annotated as glycoside hydrolase family 18 protein. The coding region runs from base 1 to 1197 and encodes 398 amino acids. Gene Ontology annotation, cellular component: extracellular region. Gene Ontology annotation, biological process: chitin catabolic process; carbohydrate metabolic process. Gene Ontology annotation, molecular function: chitinase activity; chitin binding. Lineage: Eukaryota; Fungi; Ascomycota; Dothideomycetes; Pleosporales; Pleosporaceae. The record is from RefSeq and is a predicted model, not a curated record. The transcript is spliced from 4 exons.